AUGCAAUUUCACGACCUGCCCGUCGAACUUUUAGUCGAUAUCUGUGCUGCGCUCUCGAAACCUUCGCAUCUAGCUCGGGUGUCCUUGGUGAACAAAACCUUUUGCGCAUUCGCAACUCCCCGCCUCUAUCAGCGCAUAUACAUUUACUCAUGGCAUAAAGAGGGCAAGGCCAAUAUCCCGAAGCUCUUCCGCACGCUGGCAGAGUGCAUCCGUCUGGCGCAAUAUGUGAAAUACUUAGAAAUACGCGACUUUCCGAGGGCCCUUACACGCGAGUCUUACGCAUCUGUCAUGGAAACAUGCCUCGUAGGCAUAGCGAACUGUACCAACCUCAAGUCUUGCACGUGGACCCGCGACGGUUCAAUGACAUCCGAUGUCCUGAGAGUGCUCUCCGGCUUACCCGCGCUUGAGUUCUUGGCCAUUAACGGCCAUAGUAAUGGGAAUUAUGACCCAUCUGUAUUGAGAUUGCUGAAGAGGAUCAAGCACAUAUCGAUUAUCAUGCCAAGCUCGGACGUGGUGAACAUGCUACAGCCAUGGGUGCAGGAGCUCAGAGGAGGGCUCAGAGGGCUGACGUUGAUAUGCAAGGCUUCGAAUCUCAUUACAGACGAGCUACUCACGACACUAGCGGUCUACGUUCCGGGGCUUGAAGAGUUCCAGCUCGUGGGAUGUCCGAAAGUCACGCACUCUGGCGUGGCUGCCGUGGUAUCUGCGAGCCAGAGAGGCAUUAAGAGCUUGGGACUUGAGGGCGUCUCGUCUGUAUUUGAUAUGACAACUUUUGCUCACGAAUGCCACCGAACACGCGCGAUGAUUCAUCUUACUAGCGUAACGCUUUCCGUCCCGAGCGCGAUAUCCAAAGCCAUGUGGCUUACCAGUAGCGACGAUUCCGGUGAUACUCGCUCCCCUGAUGUGGAUGAUAGAAAUUCGGGGGCAGCCUGCUCGCCUCAAAUUUGGUUUCAGAGCGUCCUAUCCCUGCUGAAUUCCUCUCCCCUGCAUCAUUUCCACAUUUACUCUAGUGGCGGGCGAGUGGUCCUGCCCGAUUCGUUCGUGCGCUCAAUCGUAGACGCGCAUUGUACGAGGCUGAAGCGAUUCAGCGUGCAUCGGAUGGUCAUCCGCCUACGGGCUAUCAAAUAUAUCUGCGAGCUCUGCGAGAGAUUGGAGGACCUGUUCGUGCAUGUUCACAAGGGAACAUUUUACGACUUAGGACCAGUGCUUCAAGUCUCUCGUACCAUCGAGAAAGUGCAUGUUAACAUCGCACCGGACAUGGCGCUAGCCAUUAUUCCCGGAGGCGACGAUGAGCCGGAAGACGAUGAGGAGGAACCUAUUGCUUCGGCAAGCUCCGCGUAUGUGCCGCCGCAUGUGGUCCUCGGUGUGGUACGCGCGGCGGGGGAGCGUAUUGUCCAGUUCGGCUGCAACACGCGUGUUUAUCAGGUCGCGAAGGUGCCAGUGGUGCUGCCAAGUGGAGAAGUGCAGAUCGUACGAGAACUGCGUGCGUAUGAGAGUCCGGACAUUCCGGAGCAAUUCCUUGUCGUACGAACGUGA
Molecule: messenger RNA, 1536 nt
Organism: Punctularia strigosozonata HHB-11173 SS5
Lineage: Eukaryota; Fungi; Basidiomycota; Agaricomycetes; Corticiales; Punctulariaceae
Exons: 7
Coding region: 1-1536 (511 amino acids)
Molecular function (GO): protein binding
Source: RefSeq, a predicted model, not a curated record